UCUUUUCCUCCUUCCUCAUUUUCCUUCCUACGUUCUUUGUUUUCUAAUACCCCAUUAUUCCGUCCGAAAUAACCUCAAGCAAAUUUUACCAAACCAUGAUCACCGAACGCAGUGCUGGAAAAUCCGUUCCAACGGUCCUGAUCGUCGGAGGUGGAUUAGGAGGACUCAUGCUGGCAACCCUGCUCGAACGAUGCAAUGUCCCAUACCACGUCUUUGAGCGCGCCUUGGAGCUUCGCGCUCUCGGCUCUGCAAUGACUCUUGGCGCGACGAUCCUGCCUGUGUUCGAGCAGCUGGGCCUGUAUGAAGAGAUCCAAAAAAUGUCUCUGACUUUCAGUCAGGUCGACAUGUACACUACUGCCAAAACGGCAAAGAAACUCGGAUCUAUUGACAUGGGAAGCUGGAUGACCGACAUAGGAUAUGACAGCCUAAUCUUCCCGCGUCCCAAACUCUACGAGCUCCUGCUAAAACAAGUUCCACCCGAGAAGAUCAGUCUCGGUAAAAAGGUUCUGCGAACAGAAACAAAGGAAGGAAAGAUCCAUAUCUACUGCGCCGAUAACACGACAUAUGAAGGCGAUCUUCUUGUCGGAUCCGACGGCGCCUACAGUGGGGUCCGCCAAAGCCUUUUCAAGCAGAUGAUGGAAGAGGGCGUGUUGCCGAAAAUCGAUCAGGAGAAUUUGUCAAUCGGAUACGUGAGCAUGGUCGGCGUAGCUACUGCAAUGGACCCAGAGAAGUAUCCGCAACUCAAGGACAACUUUUGUCAUUUUUCUCAAGUUCUGGGAGAGGACACACGAAGUUGGGGCAUUUGCAGCAUGGCCAACAAUCAAGUAGGAUGGUUGUUAAGUUACCAGGUCUCGGAGAUGGAAGGCAAGGAACAGCAUUUCCGCAAUUCCGAGUGGGGACCACAAUCAAACGAGGCUAUGAUCAAGGAGUUUGAGGACCUGCCAUCCCCAUGGGGAGGCACUAUGGGCGAAUUCAUACGCCAGACACCCAAGGAUCUGAUUUCAAAAGUGUAUUUGGAGGAGAAGCUCUUUGAAACAUGGUACCAUUCACAGACAGUACUCAUCGGUGAUGCUUGUCAUAAGAUGCUACCAGGUGCCGGUCAAGGCGCUGUCAGCGCGAUGCAGGAUGCCGUAGUGCUAGCAAAUUGUAUCUACAACAUGGAAGAUGUUAGGUCUGAAAGUAUCACCGCAGCAUUCGAAGAGUUUUACAAGCAACGCUACGAUCGUGUUAACAUCCAAUUAAAGGGAAGCAACUCAUGGUCGAAGAUUCUUGCCGGUCAGGUAUUCUAACACAGCUAUGAAGAUUGCAUGUUUUAUGGUCCAGCAGUAAGAAGCAAGCAGGUGUGCAAAUCAGCAGUUCUCCUCAUCAACGUUUACUUUAUUGUUUUCUAGACAUGGGUCCAGCGACUUGUCAGGCAUAUCAUUCUCAAUUGGCUUCCAAACAGUGUUCAGAAAAAGGCCCUGAUGAAGGGAUCUGCAUACCGACCGCAAAUCGCAUGGCUGCCUUUGGCAAAGAGCCGAGG
Messenger RNA from Gamsiella multidivaricata, 1522 nucleotides. RefSeq lists its product as uncharacterized. The transcript has 7 exons. Gene Ontology annotation, molecular function: monooxygenase activity; FAD binding. The record is from RefSeq and is a predicted model, not a curated record. The coding region runs from base 96 to 1289 and encodes 397 amino acids. Lineage: Eukaryota; Fungi; Mortierellomycota; Mortierellomycetes; Mortierellales; Mortierellaceae.